Eptesicus fuscus (big brown bat) is the source of this 552-nucleotide messenger RNA. RefSeq names its product transcription elongation factor A protein-like 5. The record is from RefSeq and is a predicted model, not a curated record. Lineage: Eukaryota; Metazoa; Chordata; Mammalia; Chiroptera; Vespertilionidae.
AUGGAAAAGCUCUACAUGGAAAAUGAAGGAAAGCCGGAAAGCGAGGGAAAGCCAGAAGAUGAAGUAGAUACAGAGGAUGAAGGAAAGUCAGACGGGAAGGAAAAGCCAGAAGUGGAGGGGAAGCCAGGGCACGAGGGAAAGCUCCAAGAUCAAGGACAGCCAGAUGAUGAGGGGAAACAAGAAAGGCAGAGCAAGUCCCAGGGUGAGGGAAAAGCUCGCAGUGAGGGCAAGCCAGAACCCCAGGCCAAGCCAGAACCCCAGGCCAAGCCAGAGAGCCAGCUGCGAGCUGCCGAAAAACGCCCGGCUGAAGAGUAUGUGCCCCGGAAAGCAAAGCAAAAAACGGACAGGUGGACGGAUGAUUCCCUCAAGGACUAUCAGGAGGACUUACAGAAAAGGCAUUUGGGCAUUGAGGAGAGGAUGAGAGAAUGUGGAGAUGUAGCAAGGGCUCAGGAAGAGCUAAGGAAAAGACAGAAAACAGGUAGUUUUCACUGGAUGCAAAGAGAUGUACAGGAUCCAUUCUCCCAAGGGGCCAGUGGGGUGUCAGGGGAGUGA